This is a messenger RNA of Gastrolobium bilobum, 1276 nucleotides long. RefSeq names its product autophagy protein 5. NCBI's taxonomy places the organism in Eukaryota, Viridiplantae, Streptophyta, Magnoliopsida, Fabales, Fabaceae. Gene Ontology annotation, cellular component: phagophore assembly site membrane; cytoplasm; Atg12-Atg5-Atg16 complex. The coding region runs from base 129 to 1181 and encodes 350 amino acids. Gene Ontology annotation, biological process: cellular response to nitrogen starvation; nucleophagy; autophagosome assembly. The record is from RefSeq and is a predicted model, not a curated record. The transcript is spliced from 8 exons.
GAAGAGAGAGAAAGAAGAAGAAGAAGCAAAGAAAGCGAUUUGCCCAGGGUUGGAGAAGUGGUGAAGUUUAUCAAGGACUUCACACACAGCGAGAGAGAGAGAGAGAUCUGGAAGUGGAAGUGGAAGGGAUGAGUGAAGCGCAGAAGUACGUAUGGAAAGGGGCGAUUCCUGUACAGAUUCAUCUCCAUGAAUCUGAAGUCACCACUCUCCCUCCUCCUCCACCCGCACUUGUCUUGGCCCCUCGUAUAGGUUACUUACCUUUAUUGGUUUCUCUCAUAAAACCUCACUUCAGCAGUACACUUCCCCCUGGAGUAGACACCAUUUGGUUUGAGUACAAAGGACUGCCUCUCAAGUGGUAUAUACCAACUGGAGUUCUUUUUGAUCUUUUAUGCGUGGAGCCAGAAAGGCCAUGGAAUUUAACAGUACACUUUAGAGGAUAUCCAAGUAAUUUAUUGCUUCCAUGUGAAGGCGAAGACAGCGUAAAGUGGAGCUUUAUUAACUCACUUAAAGAGGCUGCAUAUGUAAUAAAUGGGAAUUGCAAGAAUGUCAUGAACAUGUCUCAACCUGAUCAAGUGGAACUCUGGCACUCUGUUUUAAAUGGUAAUUUGGAAUCUUAUCGACGGGUGUCAUCUAAGCUUAAGCUUGGAACUUUUGAAGAUGAAUAUACCGAAAAUAUCAAUUCAGUCUCAACUAAAUCUCAACAAAGUACUGGGGAUACCGAUGUUGCUGGACAAGUGAAGACUGGUAGAAUUCCUGUUCGUUUAUAUGCUUGGACUGUCAGUGAGGAGUUCGAUGAUUUUGAAGAUGCUACUCAAAUUGAUAAUUGGGACAAAGUCUCUUAUAUCAAUCGACCUGUUGAGAUUCAUAAGGAAGAUGGUAAAUACUUCAGCUUAAAUGAUGCGGUAAAAAGACUACUGCCUGAGUUUUUUACGGGAAGUUCCUUUGGUAAUGGAGGAGAUGCUGGCAUCAACCAAAGUGCAGAAGAGGGAGAAAAUCCAUGUGAUCCCGGUUCAUCUUUUCACCCAUUUGAGAUUGCUGAAAUCAAGUUUGUACGCAUUCAAGGGAUAGAACCUAUUUUGGAGAUACCUUUUUCUUGGGUGGUUAACAACUUAAUGAAUCCUGAGUAUUAUCUUCAUAUGUGUGUUUGCUUGAAAGUUUCAGAGGCCAAUGCUGUGCAAUAGUUGUUUGGCAUAUAUUUACCGAGAACCUCAAAAGAUGCAAUUCUUUUGUACAUAAAUGUACAGAACGGUUUCAUAUUAUAUUCAUUUCAUAAUUC